Messenger RNA from Dioszegia hungarica, 1401 nucleotides. RefSeq names its product putative ornithine-oxo-acid transaminase. Lineage: Eukaryota; Fungi; Basidiomycota; Tremellomycetes; Tremellales; Bulleribasidiaceae. Gene Ontology annotation, molecular function: pyridoxal phosphate binding; L-ornithine transaminase activity; identical protein binding. Bases 1 to 1401 code for a protein of 466 amino acids. Gene Ontology annotation, cellular component: cytoplasm. The record is from RefSeq and is a predicted model, not a curated record. The transcript is spliced from 11 exons.
AUGGCGCCUAUCGCAACGCACGAAUUCGUUAAUGGUGUUGGGAACGCGAACGGGAAUGGCGAGUCCGUCAAGCCGUCCAAGGGGAAGGUAUCGACCAAGGAGGUGAUGGAGCUGGAACACGAGUACUCUGCGCACAACUACCACCCUCUGCCUGUGUGCUUUGAGCGUGGACAGGGAGCUCACGUAUGGGACCCCGAGGGAAAUGAGUACCUGGACUUCCUAGCUGCUUACUCAGCGGUCAACCAGGGUCACUGCCACCCCGACAUUCUCCAAACCCUUAUCACCCAAGCCUCCAAGCUCACCCUCUCGUCCCGCGCCUUCUACUCGACCGGCCUCGGACCAUUCGCCAAGAAGGUGACCGAGAUGUUUGGCUUUGACAUGGUGCUGCCGAUGAACACCGGUGCCGAGGCGGUCGAGACGGCCCUCAAGCUCGCCCGGAAGUGGGGUUACGAGAAGAAGGGGAUCUCGCCGGGCAAGGCCAUGAUCUUGUCGGUCGAGGGUAACUUCCACGGGCGGACGAUCGGGAUUAUCAGUAUGAGUACCGACGACGAGAGCCGGACGGGCUUCGGGCCGUUCCUUGAGGGCGUGGGACCUACUUGUCUGGCGGGCAAGGGGCACAUCCGGUACAACUCGCCAGAGGAUCUGGAGAAGGCGCUGGAGGCGCAUGGAAAGGAUGUUGCUGCGUUCUUGGUGGAGCCGAUCCAGGGUGAAGCUGGUAUCUACGUGCCCGACGACGGAUACCUCGCCAAAUGUGCCGAAAUCUGCAAGAAGCACAACGUUCUCUUGAUCUGCGACGAGAUCCAGACCGGACUCUGCCGGACAGGAAAGAUGCUUUGCUACGAGUGGGACGGUAUCAAGCCGGACAUGGUCAUCCUCGGCAAGGCUCUUUCGGGUGGAAUGUACCCCGUUUCGUGUGUUCUCGCUAGCAAGGAGAUCAUGCUCUGCAUCAAGCCAGGAGAGCACGGGUCGACAUACGGAGGAAACCCCCUCGGCUGCGCUGUGGCCAUCACCGCCCUCGAAGUGCUCGAGCGCGAGAACCUCGCCGAGCGCUCUCAGCGCCUAGGCGAAAUCUUCCGUGCAGAACUCGCCAACCUCAAAUCGCCACUCAUCAAGACAAUCCGUGGCCGAGGGCUGUUCAACGGUGUGGUCAUUGACGAGUCUCAGUCCAAGAAGGGACGGACGGCUUGGCAGCUGUGCCUGUUGAUGAAGAGCAAGGGACUGUUGGCUAAGCCUACGCACGUUAACAUUAUCCGCUUCGCGCCGCCUUUGGUGAUCAGCGAGGAGGAUAUCCGGAAGGCAGUCAGGAUCAUCGGAGAGUCGCUCGAGGAGCUGGACGUGCUCGAGAAGAUCCCUGGUGACGAGCACGAAGACCACGACACCAAGAUCGAGUUGGAGGAUUAG